Molecule: messenger RNA, 1154 nt
Organism: Punica granatum (pomegranate)
Lineage: Eukaryota; Viridiplantae; Streptophyta; Magnoliopsida; Myrtales; Lythraceae
Source: RefSeq, a predicted model, not a curated record
GCGCCAUCGCCGCUUAGCACCACCCAGAUAGUCUGUAUAGCUCAGCCGUGAUGGAUCGGGUCAAAGGGCCGUGGAGCCCCGAGGAGGACGACGCCCUACGGGAGCUGGUCCGAACGCACGGCGCCCGGAACUGGUCCCUCAUCAGCCGCUCCAUCCCCGGCCGCUCCGGCAAGUCCUGCCGCCUCCGCUGGUGCAACCAGCUCUCCCCCGGGGUGGAACACCGUCCCUUCACCUCCGAGGAGGACGAGACCAUCCUCCGCGCCCACGCCCGCCUCGGCAACCGCUGGGCCUCCAUCGCCCGCCUCCUCUCCGGCCGCACCGACAACGCCAUCAAGAACCACUGGAACUCCACCCUCAAGCGCCGCUGGAAGAAGCGCCCCGCCCAGCCGGGCUCCGGCGCCGACCUCGGCAGUUCAUCCGGCUCCGACGACAGUGAUUCCAGCGUUGACUUCAUGUCCUCCCCGGUCCUUCCCCUCGCGGCUCCUCCGCCCGAGACGGUGCCGCCGGGGGCAGACGAUCCGCCGACAGUGCUCACAUUAUCGCUCCCGGGGUAUAGCUCAAAUCGGGCCAAGUCGGCUCCGCCCCGUACCGGGGGCCCAUUCAGCGAGGAGUUUAUGGCAGCAGUGCAGGAGGUGAUAAGGAAGGAGGUGAGGGAUUACAUGGCGGGAUUGGAGAGGAGUGGGGGAUUCGGGUUUCAUUCGCAGGAGGCGAUAAGUGAGGGGAUUAGGACCGCCGUGAUCGAUCGGAUGGGGUACAAUCGUAAUUUUACGACCAGGUCCGAUCGGGUUGAGAUAGGCAUGCUUGGACAGCAGUAGGAUCGAACUUUGUUCUUACCGGAUAAAGCUGGUGAGAGACCGAACAUGGUAGGAGACUAUGGUGAGAUGUGUUAAUAUUGGGGGAAAGCUGUUUUUCAUUUUCAUUUGGUAAAUGUAGAGAAGAAAGGAUAUUUCUUUUGGUAGGGGAAUAAAUUUGGGCAAUGUAAAGUGAGAGAGAUGGAUUUGAGGGAAGUUGGAAGGUUUUGAUUGACUGAGAUGGGCACAAGGGAUGAAAGGAAAAGCCGAAGGCUUGUCGGAAAAUUGAGAAAAUGGAAAGCAUGACACCGGACGAUGCCGUGAAAUUCAAACUCAGUUUUUGUUUCAGCGGUCAGUUUUUUU